Molecule: messenger RNA, 429 nt
Organism: Lactuca virosa
Lineage: Eukaryota; Viridiplantae; Streptophyta; Magnoliopsida; Asterales; Asteraceae
Source: the annotation of a GenBank genome assembly
AUGUGGCAUGCCCGGCCGGAUGGUCAAGCUUGUGACACUCUUCAUCUUAGGGCAAAAACGCGAUUUCCUGCUCCAGUGCUCCCGACUUCUCCUCCUUUCUUCUCCCUUUUCCGCCAUCUCCUCCAUUUUUCUCGUCCUUUGCUCCUCAAACGCGACCACCGCUCGUCCGGUCGAUUUGCUGCCUCCAUCUGCGAAGAACAGUCGCCGCCGCAGGGAGACGAAGUCGAAGACGCAGACGAACACGAAGUCGAAGACGCAGACGAACACAUCCCCUUGUUCGACGAAGACGCAGCUGCCUUCGUCGACCCUCCUUCUCCGUUUUUCCAACCGGCGGUCCUGGUCGCCGUCUCCAUCUGCCCUCCCCAUCUCGCCGGCGCAUCUGCCCUCCUAAUCUCACCGCCUUCUUGCUCGAUUUCUUCCCCAAGAUAG